ACUGGGUUUUGGAUCCCAAACACCCAAGGGACGCACCCUAGAGAGAGAGCACCUUGGGAUCAUUCUUGGAGAUAUUUUGGAGGAUUUCUUCACCAUUGGAGCUCGGGAAUCAAGCUUGGAGAUGGAGAUUGAAGAUCUAGAUCGGAUUUAUGCAUUCUGUCUCUUCUCUAUGAAGUAACUUCCCUUCACGUAGGUUUUGAGGAACCCUAGAUUUGUAUGCUAUGAAGAUUUGUAUGAACUCAAAUUCAUGAUUGAUUGACGUUUUAUAUUCAGUUGAGGUUUUUUAUUCAGAAUUGCAUGAGUCCUGAUCAAAUUUCCGUUGUUCCUACUUUAACCUAGAAUGAUAGUCUCUGUAUAGGUAAAUAGAGCAACCUGAAUUGGAAGUAGUGAAUCGAUUGCUUUAGUUGAGAAGUCGAUUCACUGCUGUGUACUGGAAUUGAAGCCAGUAAAGGAAGUUUGGUGUGUUCUUGCUUUGGUUAGCUUACCCUGGUUGAGGUUAGUUGCUCCCCGGGUAUUCAAGCUAAGAGGGUCUGGUUUACUUAAGUCGAGAUUCCAAGCUUGUCAAGAACUUUUCGCAGUAUAUCCCUCAACUGAAUUGGAUUGGGUGAAUUACAACUUGGUCUAACUGCAGAUUAGGAGAAAUCAUACCUAAGUGAGUUCUCAACUUGUAAUUAGUAGUGUAACCUUAGUUUAGUUAGUAGAGUAAUUUAGUUAAUCAAUCCUUAUUCUGGUUUGCUAGAUAAUGAAUUGAAGCUGAGUAAUAGUAACUCUAGAGACCCGAUUCGACAUUUAUUACUUGUAUCACUAUAUUGCAGUCCCUUUUAUUGUUUACACUUGGCCAUUGUUAGAAGUUGUGUUUUAGCGAGUCAGUGACGCAUCAAGUUUUAGUGCCAUUGUUGGGGACUUAAGGUAACUAGUUGAAAGAGUUAGGUUGUUAGUUUAGUCAUUCUUAUUUUUUUUAUAUUAGUGUAGUAGUUUCUGUUGGUUUGUGCUUUGUUUACCUACUCUUCUCCCCUAAGGGUAGUUUGUGGGUGUUUGAUUUUCUUUUUAGUGUUUUUGGUGUUUCUAGCCAUUGAAACAUGGACCCCCAUAACUUCAACAGAGUAUUGGUCAUAUCAACCGUCCAUCGAAUGGUGUUACCCUGGUACUUCAAGUAGAAAUGAAGGGCAAGGAUCCCUGUUUCAAGAAGAACCACUUCUCCAUAAUCACCAAUCAUACCCCCAUGGUUACAAAGCUACACCAACAUCAUAUCAAGAACCACAUCCACAACCUAGGUGUGAAGACCAAGUUGGACAUGGCCCUUGAGCGAUUUAAAUCAAGUAUGAAUCGUGUGGAGGGCAUUGAAACAACUCACCCUACUCCAAUCCCACAACCAAAAAGCCUCUUGGAGCUCGAAUUUGAAGAAUUCAUGGCCUGGAGUGAGAUAGCACUUCAUCUUCCACCACCACCAAAGUCCAAAAGCAUAAUAGAGCUAGCAUACGAGCGCUUCAAAUUCCCAAUGGAGUGCAUAGAUAUAAGCCAUCCCAACAUUCCUCUGGGGUGCUUCUGCAUCAAAGACCUUAAUCGAGAAGAAAAGUGGAUCAAAGAGGUGGAGACGGAAGGGAAACCUCCCAACAUAGGAGGUCUCAACUCUUCUCCUUGAGAACUCCUCUUUGAACAUGAAGACUUUGGAAGAUAAGAGAGAGAUCUUAAACAACUAUGUUUGAGACUCAAUCUAGAAUGCCUCUUGGACACCAUCAAUGAAGUGAAAAGGACGUGUUAGAAGAGGAAGGAGUCUCGACUCUCGAGGGUGGACAAGAAAGAGAACAUUGAUGAUCCAUCUAUUGAAAAGCUUGCUUUAAAGGCCAUCAUUGUUCCCGAUCAACAAGUAUUAAUGGAUAAGGAAGGGAACAUAGAUGAGGUUGUGAGGAAGGAAGAAGGACGUGAAGGAGAAGAGUUCUCGUAGGUGGAGACUAAAAUUUCAUCAAGUCCACGAGUCAUUUAGAUAAUUUGAAGCAUCCAAUGCUAGCGUCUUGAGACACCACCUCACCGACAAGAACCUCAACUUCAUGGAGGUCCUAAGCUGGACUGAAUACUUGAAGGCAAGCGUCCGACGAUAAGACGUGAAAGACACAUUUGUUUGGAGGUACCCCAACAACCAGUUUGCAUUUCCUUUACCUUUUUCCAAUAAUAACUAGCAUGUUUGAUUUUGCUUUAAGUAGUAUCUAUAUUUUUAGCUAGUCAGUGAAUCCAUUCUAUGUAAAGAAAUACAUGAAUUAUUGUUUGGAGACUAUGUAGGUCCUUAAGGAAUGGUCACAAAUAUUGUUGUUGCUAAUCAUGUGUACUAGUCUAGCAACUAAGCCACUUAGGGGCUAGUGCAAUAGGAUCAUAAAAUGUAUGCUUAUGAAUGCAUAUGUGUGAUUGGAGGCCUUGGUGCUCUUUAUUUUAAUGAAUUUGUGGAGUUUGAUUGUCGCCCACCAAGUGUUCGAUGAAAUGCCCAAACCACAUAAAUCUUGUUUUUCUUGACCCAUUGCUUUUCAAUUGAACUAUUUUUAUUAAGACAGGCCAUUGGGAGUGUGUUUAUGACUUUAGAUUGAAUCUUUGGCGCAUGAUCCUUGAGGUUGCAACUUCGGCUUACCUUCGAUUGUGUGGGUCAAUAUGCUUUUAGCCAUUAGUUAAAACCUUGGUUGUUGUCUAAUAAGUUGAUUCUAGCCUUCGGUCUAGGAACAAAAACCUCUAGAAAGACAUGAUACCCUUGUUUUUAUGCAUUUAGGCCUCGAUCCUAGUCAUUCCAACAUGGAUUUCUAUCUAUGCACCUCUAGUUUCUACAAUGUACCACUUAAGUGUGGGGGUGUAUAGAGUGAGCCUAAGGAUGAAUUUAAUUGUUCAAUUGCUCAAGUGAGUUGCUAAUGGUUUGUUUGGUUAUGUUUUGUUACUAUUCUAUUAUGAGGGCGAUUCAAACAUAGGUAAGAGGUUUAUUCCUCUUAGCCAUCAACAACGAAGAAACCGAAACUGCCAUUGAUGAGAAGAACCCCAAGUCCCAAGAGAAGAAUCGGGGAGCAACCAUAGCAAGCACAAAAAAUCAACCAACGGAGGAAUCUAUGGACUAUGAUGGACCAUCCAAACAAGAAAGAGCCUCCGAAGUGCAACUACCAUACGAUGCAAGCGUACAUCAAAGGCAACUUUGCAUUGAGGGCCAAUUUCUAUCUUUUCUUUAUUUCUCUUUUUAUUUUAUUCGACUUUAAUUAGUACUUAGACUUAAAUAAUUACCAUGUAUAAUACAUUAUAUGUUUGUGGCAGUUUAGUAUAUAUGUUUUCGGUUCGGAUAGUCGUUUCUUCCUCUUUUUUGUGUGUGCUUAGUGAAAAAUGUCUAGAUCAAUGAAGACCUACACUUGUGCACCCCUCCCCUCAAUCCAGAAACCCCUAUGGUAACAUGUCUUGAACCAUCCAUAUUGCUCCCACAUCGAGGACAAUGUGUCUCUUAAGUGUGGGGGAAUGCAUUGAAUUUAAAAGUUCAUGAUGAUUGUUCCAUAGUCGAUAGUAGUGAUUCGGGUCCAAUUGCACACAUUUUACCCUCUUGAUCUUUAGAUGUUUGAGGCGUUUUCACUCCGUGAUGUUCGGUUUUAUGCUAGGUUGUGCUUGUUUCUAGUGUGUUUCAGAUCCUAGCAGGUGGAAUCGACCUUGGGAAUGUAAGUUGCACAAAAAGGGGUGAAAACGGAUCAAAGGGAGGAAUUAGUGAGGAUCACGGUGGAAUCCUAGUUUUCACUAUCAGUCUGCCCGUGAUAAUGGAGCCCCAACCGUGAAGUGCAGAGGAACCAAAACAUUCCGCGCGCCUCGCGGACCUAACUGAAAUCACCGUCACUCGACCGUGAUAAUUCCCUCCAUACCGUGAUGAGCUUAAGUGAAACGAUGCGCUUUUGCCAAGGAUCACGAUCCAUGCUUGGAGUUCACGGCCGUGAACUGGGAUCGUGAAAAGCCGUCGACUUGGGUAUAAAAGGGGAGUUGAGUUGAAAGAAGAGGAGACACCCUAGUGUGAGAAAAAAUUCUUCUUCCUCAUAUUUCUAGAGAGAGAAAGUGAUGAACAAGAGGGAAGAAGAAGGUUAGGGUUUCAUCCAAGCUCCAAGAUUUGGGAAUCUCAUCCUCAAAGGUUGAUCUCCACACCGAAGGAAGAAGCAAAACAUCUCAAGAUGAUCUUUUCUCUCCUCCUUUGUGUAUUCCCUCAUCUUAGCAUUGAGUAGUUCCCUUAUUUCAGUUGGGUGUUUGUGAAUCCUAGCUAUAAUUAUGUGAAUGUUUGUAUAGAUUGAAUGAUUCGUGUGUGAUUGUGUUUUAAUGCAAGUAUUGAGGUAUAUGCAUGAAGAUUGUAUUGUGUUUUCCAUUUCCAACUCUUAUGCCAAUUUGACCUAGGUAAAGGGAAAUCCCCUUCUUGUUAAGAGGCUUUUAAAAGCUGGAAUUCCUUGGCCAAAUUGAGCCACCUACUUAGGGCGUAUUAGGGUGAUUCGGGUCUAAUUGGACAAAAUUUCCCCCGUUUUCCAUAGAUGUUUGAGGCGCUUUUGCUUCGUGAGGUUCGGUUUUACGCUAGGUUGUGGUUGUUUUUAGUAUAUUUUAGAUCCUAGCAGGUGAAAUCACCCAUGGGAUGAAAAUUGGACGAAAAGGAGCAAAAACAGGUCAAAAGGGAGCAAACAACAGCAGUUCACGGUGGAGGCCAGAAGAUCAUGGUCAGCCAAAAAUGAAGAAGAGGCGCGGGCCGUGAAGCACGUGGAGUCCAGGAGGGUUUUGUAUGCCUCGCAGGCAUUUAGCAAUUCAUGGUCACCCGCCCGCGAAAACCAGCUCCGGAUCGUGAUGCACCUUAAUGAAACAUCGCACUUUUGCUCAACAUCACGGUCCAAGCCAAAUGUUCACAGUUGUGAACUGGGACCCUGAAAUACCGUUGAUCUGGGUAUAUAACGACGGCUGAGCUGAAAGAGAAAAGGAGGGAGAACCUAGUCAGAGAAACUUCUUCUUCAAAUUUCUAGAGUGAGAAAAUGACGAACAAUAGAAGAGGAUAAGUUAGGGUUUCAUCCAAGAGCAAAGUUUUGGGAAUUCCUUCCUCCAAGGUUGAUCUCCACACCACAAGGAAGAAGGCAAACAUCGUCAAUAUGGUUUUCUCUCUUCUUCUUUGUGUGUUCCCUCUGCUUAGCAUGGAGUAGUCCUUUCUUUCACUUGGGUGUUUGUCAACCCUAGCUAGAAUUAUGUGAAUGCAUGUAUGGAUUGAAUGACUUGUGUGUGGUUUUGUUUUAAUACAAGUUAUGAGGUAUUUUCAUGAAGGCUGUGUUGUGUUUUUGCAUUUCCAACUCUUAUGCCAUUUUUGACCUAGGUAGAGGGAAAUCCCCUUCUUGCUAAGAGACUUGUAAAAGCUGGAAUUCCUUGGCCAAAUUGUGUCACCUACUUAGGUUGAAUUAGGGAAAACCUCUUAAUACGUAUUAGCAUCUUGGUUGGUUGUAUUUUGAUCGUUUGACUACGGGUCGAGGGAGAAGGCCAAGCAACCUUUAGCGAUUGGCCAACAGAGCUACCUUGGUAGCUUGAUUCGGAAUCCCUUGGCCUGGUGACUGAGAGAAUGACGUUUGUUCACUUGUUGCGCUUCCCUACGGUUUACAACCUCCUUUACCACACAUUUGCAUUCGAUCCGACAAAUCAUGAUUACUAGUUAGGGGGAGCAACAACCGGGUGAAGCCUUCUCAAUUAGUGUUCAAACCAUUUACUAUUCCAAUUGCUUUAGUUAUAAACCAUAGUUUUAACCAAAAACUGAUUGUUAGAUAAUGUUUCAAACAAUUGAAUUAGGGGUACAUGGACAACGGCCCGGAUUUGACUUUUAAAACAUACUUGCCCUAUAUUGCACCUGGUUAAGGUUUAUUCCUGGGCCUUAAUCGGGAUUUUUAUUGUGAUAUUCGGGAUGAGUCAUAAGGCAAACCUCAUACUACGUUUUAGCACCUUGGGUGGUUGUAUUUUGGUCGUCCGGAAUAUGGUUCGAGGGAGAAGCCUAAGCAACCCUUAGUCGAUUGGCCAAGAGAGCUACUUUGGUAGCUUGAUUUGAUAUCCCUUGGCCUAAUGACCGAUAGAGUGAAGCAUUUUCACUUUUUGCGCUUCCCUAUGGUUUACAACCACUUAUACCACACACUUGCAUUUUGUUCGGCGAAUCAUGAUUACUAGCUAGGGGGAGCAACACCCGGGUAAAGCCUUCUCAAUUAAUGUUCAAAACCAUU
Molecule: messenger RNA, 6218 nt
Organism: Linum trigynum
Lineage: Eukaryota; Viridiplantae; Streptophyta; Magnoliopsida; Malpighiales; Linaceae
Source: the annotation of a GenBank genome assembly